GAGAGGGCUGGGAAGCAGUGUAAAGCGCUAUAUAAAUCUAAGUGCUAUUGCUAUAAAUCGAGGACUAUCUGCAUUGAGCCUCUUCCAAGCAGGCAAACCAAGUCAGGAUUUUCCAAACGAUCCAGCCAGAACUUUCAAACAAAAAUGUAGAAAUCGGAGCUACGUUUCUCUUUGCGGGGUAAAAGCUCCACUUAUAGGAAGAAUCCACCUUUCAGCCCCCGCGGGGGAGGCAGCCUCUGCGGCAGCCGCAGACUACAACUUCCCCCCCUCUCGAACGCUCAAAGUGGAACGUUCCUUCCGCCUCGCCUCAUUUGCAUGAAGAAGGCGCCCCCGAAGCGAAAUCCCGCUAGGACGUUCGGGGGCGGAGCCAAUCUUCUCCCUUCUGGCCAAUCGUCACGGGAGGGAAAGGCAGCCCAAGAGCUAAUUGCCGAGGGGCGUGGCUACCGAGGGGAGGCCCGAAGCCCCGCCCCCGCAGCUGCUCUCUUCUUCACUGCUCUUCCCGCUGGUCCCCUGAAUUCUUCCCAGAUCUUAAACGAUCCCUUGAAGAUCCGCGCUGGAUCCCUCGGAGGAGGCUUCUAGGUCCCCGCUUCGGCCAGGUGCGGCCAGGAAAAACCUGCAGUUUUGCUCGCAAAUAGUCUCUGGUUACAAGGAACCGCAAGUGAGCCACUAUGGAAACUAUGCAAGAGCGGAAAUGCGUCAACCGAAGGAAUCAGGAGAGACUCUUUGAAUGCUCCCAUUGUGGGAAAUCCUUUGCUUACCGUUCCCUCCUUUUCAUCCACCAGAAGCUGCAUACGGGGAAUGGAUCCCACCUGUGUUUCCUUUGUGGGAAAUCCUUUCCUGGAGUGUGGAGCUUUGCCAAACAUCUCCGGAGCCACCCUGGACUGAAGCCUUACAAAUGCGGAGAGUGUGGAGACCGUUUUGCUAAAGGCUCGGACCUUGGAGCCCAUCAGCGAAUCCACCAGGGAAAGAGACCCCAGGAAUGCCUGAAGUGGUGGAAAAGAAUGGGCUUUUCUCAGAGGUCAGAGCUGCUUCAACAUCAGCAAAUCCACACAGGAGAGAAACGUUACAAGUGCGGCCAAUGCGAGAAGGCCUUCGCUCAGAAGUCACAACUUUGGCUCCACGAGGAAGUUCACAAAGAAACCAAGUCUUAUAAUCCGUGCGGGGGGGAAAAUGCCGAGCGAUCAACUCUUCGGAGUCGCAAGAAAAGAAACCGAAGGGAGAAAAAUGAAGAGUGCCCAGAAUGCGGGAAAUGUUUUUCCACCCAGGCCUUCCUGAUACGACAUUGGAGAAUUCACACUGGCAACAGACCCUAUCAAUGCUCCGAAUGUGAGAAACAAUUUACGUAUUUUUCAUCACUUUGCAGACACCAGAAACGGCACCCAGGAAAGAAACGCCAUACAUGUGAGGAGUGUGGGAAAAGCUUUGCCUCCAACUCCUAUCUUCGUGCGCACCAGGAUGCCCACACAGGGGUGAAACUGUACAAGUGCACAGAGUGUGGGAAAUCCUUCGUUGCAAAGGGAAGCCUGUUGCAACACCAGAUGAUUCAUUCCCAGGAAAAGUCCUUUCAGUGCAUCGAGUGUGGGAGGUUCUUUCUUACAAAAGGAGGCCUCAAACGUCACGUGAAAAUUCACAAAGGAGAAAAAGAUUACAAAUGUUUAGACUGUGGGGCAGCCUUUGCUUAUUCGUCGUCCUUAAGAAACCACUGCAUCAUGCACACCGGAGUAACCCCCCAUAAAUGCCCCGACUGCGGCAAAUACUUUGGUAGAAAAGCAAAUCUUUUGAAGCAUCAGCAAAUUCAUACCGGACAAAAACCUCAUCAGUGUCAGGAAUGUGGGAAAUCUUUUACUCUCAAAGAAUAUCUCCGGAACCAUGAGAAAUUUCACACGAAUGAGAAACCUCACUGGUGUGGGGAGUGCAGGAAGGGCUUUACGUGCCAUUCAGACUUUCAGAUACACUUGCGGGAAAAGUCCUUUCAGUGCAUCGAGUGUGGGAGGUUUUUUCAUACCAGAGGAGGCCUCAAACGUCACGGGCAAGUUCACAAAGGAGGGAAAGAUCACAAAUGUUUAGAGUGCGGGGCAGCCUUUGCUUAUUUGUCAAAUCUUAGAAAACACAAUCGCAGAAAGCACAUAGGAGCGACGUCCCUUAAGAAAGGUAUAGAGACGGCAGAAGAGAAGCCCUUUACAUGCUCGGAAUGCAGUAAAUCUUUUUACGAGAAAGCCCACCUUUUGAUCCAUCAGGUCACUCACACUGCAGAAAAACCUCACAAAUGCCUGGCCUGUGGGAAAUAUUUUGCUCACAAAGUAUACCUUAAAAAGCACGAGAUCGUUCACACGGGAGAGAAACCUCACAAGUGUGGGAAAUGUGGCAAGGAUUUUUCCCGCAAGUCCGAACUCCGGAUCCACGAGCAUAUACACACAGGGAUAAAGCCUUAUCAAUGCUCAGAGUGUGGGAUGCGUUUCAAUCACAAUUCAUCUCUUUGGAGUCAUAAGAUAACACACAACGGUCUGAAAAAGGAAAAGUGCCCGGAAUGUGGGAAAUGUUUUGCUCGUAAGGGAGCACUCCGUGUCCAUCAGAGAAUCCACACAGGGGAGAAGCCAUAUACAUGUUGGGAGUGUGGGAAAUGUUUUACUCAACAGCAAGGACUUUAUGUGCAUCGGUUUGUUCACUCGGGGGAAAAGCCUUAUAAGUGCAUCGAGUGUGGAAUCAACUUCCGUCAUACAUCAUCCCUUAGUAGACACCUAAAUGUUCACCGACAGAAGUGAUGGCUAAACUUUUUCCCAUCGCGUGCCAAAAACGGGGGGGAGCACAAGCGGAGGGUGCGCGGGCGCGCCCACCACCAUGAUGCUAUGCAGAUUCCACGGAGAAUUCGGCAACAACGUAGGCAGUACCAAUUUUUAACAAACCAGUUAAAUAAAAACAGAAUAAUGUACAGAUGGUUGGUACC
Thamnophis elegans (Western terrestrial garter snake) is the source of this 2944-nucleotide messenger RNA. RefSeq names its product gastrula zinc finger protein XlCGF58.1-like. The coding region runs from base 669 to 2762 and encodes 697 amino acids. The transcript has 2 exons. The record is from RefSeq and is a predicted model, not a curated record. NCBI's taxonomy places the organism in Eukaryota, Metazoa, Chordata, Lepidosauria, Squamata, Natricidae. Gene Ontology annotation, biological process: regulation of transcription by RNA polymerase II. Gene Ontology annotation, molecular function: RNA polymerase II transcription regulatory region sequence-specific DNA binding; DNA-binding transcription factor activity, RNA polymerase II-specific. Gene Ontology annotation, cellular component: nucleus.